Messenger RNA from Myxozyma melibiosi, 807 nucleotides. RefSeq names its product calponin homology domain-containing protein. The transcript has 3 exons. Gene Ontology annotation, molecular function: microtubule plus-end binding. The coding region runs from base 1 to 807 and encodes 268 amino acids. The record is from RefSeq and is a predicted model, not a curated record. NCBI's taxonomy places the organism in Eukaryota, Fungi, Ascomycota, Lipomycetes, Lipomycetales, Lipomycetaceae. Gene Ontology annotation, biological process: spindle assembly; regulation of microtubule polymerization or depolymerization; protein localization to microtubule. Gene Ontology annotation, cellular component: spindle midzone; microtubule organizing center; cytoplasmic microtubule.
AUGGGUGAAUCGAGACUAGAGCUUCUGGCGUGGAUGUCCGAUCUGCUACAGAUGGAGUUUUCAAAGAUCGAGCAGUGCGGAACCGGUGCUCCGCUCUGUCAGAUCUUUGAUAGUAUUUACGGCGAUGUUCCGAUGUCGAAAGUGAAGUUUGAUGUGCACUCUGAAUACCAAUAUCUGCCCAACUUCAAGGUUCUACAGGCCGUAUUUUUGCGCCACAAGAUAGACAAGACCGUGCCGGUCGAGCGUCUGGUGAAGUGCAAGAUGCAGGACAACCUCGAGUUUCUACAAUGGGUCAAGAAGUUCUGGGACGCGCACUACCCCGGCGGCGAAUACGACGCGCUCUCGCGCCGGAAAGGACCCGGCAUCUCGUCCUCCGCCUCGUCCGGCCCAGCUCCGCGCGCAGCGUCGGUGGUCUCCAGUCGAAAGGUCUCGGGCUCGUCGUCGGCCGGAGGAGCCGGCUCGUCGGGCGCGAGCAACGGCAGCGGGAUCGUGCCGCGGACGCGGACGCCGUCUGCGAACGUGCAGAUCCAGCAGCUGCAGACCGAGAACGCUGCGCUGCGCGAGCACGCGGAGGGGCUUGAGCGGGAGCGUGAUUUCUACUUUAGCAAGUUGCGCGAUAUCGAGAUUUUCGUGACCUCGGUGGCGGAUGAGGAUGCGGCGCUGGUUGGCGCUGAUGGCGUGCCGGCGAACGCGGAGAAGGAUGCGAUGAUCCGGCAGAUUCAGGAUAUACUAUACACUACAGAGGAAGGAUUUGAGAUCCCAGAUGCGGAGGCGGUCGAUGCGGUUGAGGAGGAGGAAACAUUUUAA